CACGCACACACACACACACACACACACACACACACACACACCCGGCGCGCACAGACACGCUCCCUCCCUCCGGCGCGCUCUACCCCUCACUCGCCCGCCCGCCCGCCGCGCACGCAGCCGGCCCCGGCUCCUCGCGCCCCGCGCUCCGCGCCCCGCCGCCGCCGAGCGAAGCCGGGCUGGGCUUGGAGCUGCUCAUGGAGAAAGUGCCGGGCGAGAUGGAGAUUGAGCGCAGGGAGCGGAGCGAGGAGCUGUCCGAGGCGGAGAGGAAGGCGGUGCAGGCUACGUGGGCCCGGCUCUAUGCCAACUGCGAGGACGUGGGGGUGGCCAUCCUGGUAAGGUUCUUUGUGAACUUCCCAUCGGCCAAGCAGUACUUCAGCCAGUUCAAGCACAUGGAGGAGCCCCUGGAAAUGGAGCGGAGCCCCCAGCUGCGGAAGCACGCCUGCCGGGUCAUGGGGGCCCUCAACACUGUCGUGGAGAACCUGCACGACCCCGAGAAGGUGUCCUCUGUGCUCGCCCUCGUGGGCAAAGCCCACGCCCUCAAGCACAAGGUGGAGCCCGUGUACUUCAAGAUCCUCUCUGGGGUCAUUCUGGAGGUGAUCGCCGAGGAAUUUGCCAAUGACUUCCCAGCCGAGACGCAGAGAGCCUGGGCCAAGCUUCGUGGCCUCAUCUACAGCCACGUGACAGCUGCCUACAAGGAAGUGGGCUGGGUACAGCAGGUCCCCAACACCACCAUGCUGGAGCCAGGAGAAUCACAAGGACAUGUGCACAUGCAUACACAUGCCCAAGCCCACACGGGGUCUGUGGGGGUGUCCCUCUCACGCACACCAGUAGGGGGGGUUUACUUCUGGGCUGACCCUGGAGGCCGGGUUCCCAGUUCUGGAGUGAGGGCCUGGGAGAUGGGCUCGAGGAGGGUGGCCGGCCUCAGUGACUCCAGCUGACUGGGAGCAUGAGGGGAGGGCUGGCCCCCAGACGUGGCGGCUGGGAACGCUCCGGCCUCCCUGGGCCCCCAAGGGGCGGCUGGCUCUGGGAGCUCAAUGGAGGGGGAGGCAGGGCUGGAGUAGGAAGGAGAGAAAGGAGCAGAGGCGGGAAUGGGAAGCAGAGGUCAGCCAGCGGCUCAGGACACGCGUUUGUAGAGAAACAUUCCCAGCAGUUUCCCAUGGAAAAGGCGGGUCUCCUUCCCGGGCUCCCAGCUGGCCCACGGAGCCUGCUGGACCGCCUGCUCACAGGCCUCGGAGCAGCUCUGCAGAGGAGGUCCCCCGAGGGCAGCCCUGGGAGGCCAGGCCUCCUGACCUUCCUGCCGCUGACCACACUGGGCCCGGCUUGCUCCUGCUCCCUUCCCCCGCAUCGGCACCACCCCAGGAGAGCGGAGUCCCAGGAACUGCUGGCUGCAGCCAGGCGCAACUCCAGAUGUGCACAGCUGGGCCCUGACCUGCCUCAGACCCCGGUGGAUGGGAAGCAGGCAGGAGAUUUUUACCUGCCGGAGAAGGUGCUGGCAGAGCCAGGAUAGCUGCCGGAAGCAGUGAGAGGGGCCAGGGAGGGGUCAGUGGGGGGAAGGGGGCUCGCCCUCCCACGCCUCUCCCCAGGCAGGCUCUGCGGCCAAAGAUGAGUUUGUUUACAGCCAGGAGACAAGACUUCCUGCUUCUAGAGAAAAGGGCUUUUUUUACAGGGGCCUACAGGGACUGGAGAGAGAGAGAGCUGGCCAGCACAAGCCCCAGUGAAUCAGAAACACAUGGACAACGUUUCCCGACACCAAGCCCCAUCCCCUCCCCUCUCUUGUCCCAGCUGGACCCCUGGGACUUAAAUCUCGGCAAACCCCAAACAUUAGGAAACCGAGGAAAUCUCUUCAUCUGCCCAUUUCUGCUCCUUGUGCACUGAAUGGAGAUGGGCGACAGCAGGGACUGCCCAGGGCCUUACUCCCACCUGGGCCUGGACGCCUCACUUUUGGGUUACCCCCCAGCUGUGAAGUCGUGGGGAUUGUCCCCUCAUCCCUUUGCACACUCUCCCCCACCUCUGGUCCCCUGAGGGCAUGGGUGCGGCCCCCAAGAAGGCAUGUCUGCCUGGGCCUGGGCCUACAGA
This is a messenger RNA of Ceratotherium simum simum (southern white rhinoceros), 2076 nucleotides long. NCBI's taxonomy places the organism in Eukaryota, Metazoa, Chordata, Mammalia, Perissodactyla, Rhinocerotidae. The record is from RefSeq and is a predicted model, not a curated record.